Messenger RNA from Dunckerocampus dactyliophorus (ringed pipefish), 6615 nucleotides. It is a transcript of the gene syn2b, whose product is annotated as synapsin IIb. Lineage: Eukaryota; Metazoa; Chordata; Actinopteri; Syngnathiformes; Syngnathidae. The record is from RefSeq and is a predicted model, not a curated record. Bases 383 to 2758 code for a protein of 791 amino acids. Gene Ontology annotation, biological process: neurotransmitter secretion. Gene Ontology annotation, molecular function: ATP binding. Gene Ontology annotation, cellular component: synaptic vesicle; synaptic vesicle membrane. The transcript is spliced from 13 exons.
GUGCAGCAGCAUUCGGCUUGCAGGAAGUCAGGAGGCGGCAGCAGCAUCCAGAGUUUGAAGGGGGAAAGAGCAGCAUCACUCACCCAAAGGGGCGACGCCACGUCUAUCUCUCUCGCUCUCUCUCUCAGACACAAACACACAUGAAAUCGUGAGAAGCUCAGCAGGAGGAACACUUUGGAGAACAGGGCUGCGUCCAUCGCUUCAUCCAUCCAUCCUUCCAUCGCCGGGACUGAUAUGCUCUCUGUCAUUCAUCUAACCUCUAACCUUGCCUCGCCGUAGCCGUCUCCGCCUGCCCUGCCCGUGCGUGUGUGUGUGUGCUUUUGCCUCAUUCGACAACUAACCAAGAGGAACCCAGACAGGUAGCUAGCCCUGCACCGCCGUCAUGAACUUCCUCCGCCGCCGCCUCUCGGACAGCAGCUUCAUGUCCAACCUACCCAAUGGCUACAUGACGGACCUCCAGAGGCCGGACCCACCAGCACCUCCUCCCCCGACUGCCUCAUCCCCUUCCCAGCAGGGACCCCCCACCUCCUCUCCCACCAAAGCUCCAGUCCCGUCCCAGGUCCCGGCCAGCUCACCGGCACCUCAAGAGCGGCGCCCGUCCCAGCAGGCUCAGCAGCCUCCACAGGCCCAGUCCUCUUCCUCUUCUGGUGGUACCUCUGGCUUCUUCAGCUCCUUCAGCUCCAUCACCAACGCGGUCAAGCAGACUGCUGCAUCUGCCGCAGGGUUUGUGGAGCAGUCGGCUCCAUCUCCAUCUCUCUCCAAGAAGUUUAAGACCCUACUGGUCAUUGAUGAGCCUCAGCAUGAGUGGGCCAAAGUAUUUCGGGGAAAGAAGGUUUUCGGGGAGUAUGACGUCAAAGUGGAGCAGGCUGAAUUCCCGGACAUCAACCUCAUCUCACAUUCAAAUGGAACUUGCAGCGUGGACAUGCAGGUCAUCAAGGGCGGGGCCAAAGCGAUCAGGUCCUUCAAGCCAGACUUUGUGUUGGUACGCCAACACGCCUUCAGCAUGGCCCAGAACGAAGACUUUAGGAACUUAAUCAUCGGUCUGCAGUAUGCCGGCGUCCCCUCUGUCAACUCGCUGGACUCCAUCUACAAUCUCUGUGACAAACCUUGGGCUUUUUCCCAGUUGAUCAACAAUCAAAAGAGGCUGGGUGCCGACAAAUUCCCUGUCAUUGAUCAGACGUUCUACCCCAACUAUAAGGACAUGAUCACGACGCCAAGUUUUCCCGUCGUGGUGAAGAUCGGACAUGCUCACUCCGGAAUGGGAAAGGUUAAAGUCGACAAUGUGAGCGACUUCCAGGACAUUGCAAGUGUGGUGGCCAUCACUCAGACUUACUGCACAACAGAGCCUUUCGUAGACGCCAAGUACGACAUCAGGGUGCAGAAGAUAGGCGCUGACUAUAAGGCGUACAUGCGAACAUCCAUCUCUGGUAAUUGGAAAAGCAACACCGGCUCCGCCAUGUUGGAGCAAGUAGCCAUGACUGACAAGUAUAAGCUGUGGGUGGAUACCUGCUCAGAGAUCUUUGGCGGGCUGGAUAUUUGCGCCGUCAAGGCCAUUUGUGGCAAGGAUGGCAAUGACUACAUCACUGAGGUGGUGGGCUCGUCUAUGCAGCUGAUCGGUGAUCACCAGGCAGAGGAUCGCCAGCUCAUCUCCGAGGUGGUGCUGGCUAAGAUGAACCAAGCCUUCGCCGCCAAGACAUCCGGCACUUCCCGCUCGCCCGCUCGCUCUCCUCAAGGCCAACAGAGGACGAGCGCUACAGCACCCCCUCAGAGUGCCAGCAAUAAAGACGGGCCACCAGAUGCAAGCAGAACCAGCCAGCGACCUCAACCUCAAGGAGCAUCAGCCAAACCACAGAGUGUGGAUCCGUCAUCAGAGACAGUUAAGAGAUCUUCUGAGCCACCGUCAAAGCCCAGCCAAGCCCAGAAAGCUACUCCAGGUCAAUCCCAGAAACCAUCCCAGCCCCAGAAGCCAAGUCCAGUCCAGAAGGCGGCCUCGGUGACAAAGCCGCCCGUGCAGAGGCCUCCCCCCAUGACACGAGCUCCAUCUGUCACAAAAUCCACUCCAGAUUCCAGCUCAGCUCCUUCCAAAGCGUCUCCAUCUUCCCCAGCUAAGUCGGCAGCAGUCCCGGGUUCCCCUUCAGCUUCAGCCUCUGCACAAGCGUCUGCUCCGACCACAGAGCAGCCCAAGCCCCAGGUCCCGGGAUCCCCCACCCCAGCUCCCGGAAAGCCAAAGGAGCUGCCGCCCAAACCCACGCCUCCCGCCAAGCCCAUCCCUCCCGUGCGCAGGAACUCCAAGCCGCAGCUGCAGCCAAAGCCACAAACCCCGCCUCCACCCAGGGCUCCACCCAAACCCCAGACGACCGCCCCCCAGAACCCGGCACCCACUGAGACCUCAGACAGCGCCUCCUCCGCUGCCUCCUCUCCUGGCCUGGCGCAGGUACAGUCGCCAGCCAAAGCCAGCCAGUCACCACCGAACGUCCAGUCUCCUGCUAAGGCCAAGGCCGCCUCUCCAUCUCAAAACCCUGAGUCCGAAACAGCUGCCGCCCCCGCUGAGGCCCAAGAGGAACAGCCAGCAUCCCAGGCAAAAAGCCAUCCUCUGCUCAAUAAGUCCCAGUCACUGACCAAUGCCUUCAACGCCUUCAGCGACUCCUCCUUCUUCCGCGGAGUCUCCAGCUCCAGCGGGAGCGACGGCCAAGAGGAGGCCAAGGCCGAGACCAUUCGCAACCUCCGAAAGUCCUUCGCCAGCCUUUUCUCUGACUAGAACCCCUCACAUGACCCCCUACCACAUAUAUCUUCUGGCUUUCCACCACCCCCCUUCUCUUUCCCUGUUUGCCAGCGAUGAUUGACAUUUAAAUGUGAAGCAGUCUGAGAUUUGUGUGUUCAAUUUUAAACGUAUUCUGGUCCCUUCCUCUGCCUCCUUCAUGUCAGCUUCUGGGUAGGAUGUUCAGUGCAUGCUGCUGUACCAGGAUAGGUGGAAUGACAGAGUUAUGUCGCUGAUAUACACUCCAAUAGCAUAGAAUAGCGUAGGACAAAAGAGAGAAUAUUUAUUUUCCCACUUGCACACUAAUCUAAACUAUAUGAGAAGUAUCAUACAGUGGAACCUCCAAGGUAGAAAAAUAUGAGAGAGGAAAAGUGUGAUAAUAGCCAUAGAAUAGGAAAAGGAACUUUGGGAAGUGUCGCUCUUAAUUAAAUAUCAAUUACAUAGACUGCUUUAUUUUUUUAUUUUAUUGCAUUAAAAAUGUGCUAUUUUCUGUAUUUCCCAGCCAACAAUAUUGAAUACAGUGGAUACCCGCUUGUUCACAAUUCAGCAUUCAUUGCCCCGUAAAUUCACAAAUUUUUGGUCACAAUUUUUUUGUUUUUGUUUUUUGUGUGUCAAACAUUUUUAUAGGUGUUUCAAUUACUCACGGUUUUUCACCAGUCGCAAGUGGGCCCAGAACCAAAUCCUCGGGAAAAGUGGGCCUCCACUGUACUUGAAUAGUACAUACCGACAAAGCCACCACAAUGCUCAAGACAGCAGUACCUAUAAAACACCACCGGGUGUCACUAUUGCUCUGCAAGCACAUUCUUGUCAAUCGUUUUCAAAGGAGAAGUAAUUUUGCUUUAUAGUUGUUUUAUUAUACUGCAUUUUUAACAUCUCUUUAGAAAAACUUUGGGUGUCAACGUACGACUUUGGAGUUUCCACUUUAUCAGAUACUACAAACAGAAUGUACAUAGAGUAUAUAUACAGUGAACAUUAUUUAAUACAGAAAAAAGUCUAUAUCUACAGUAUAUCUCUAUAUAGAAAUGGAUAUAAGCCAGUAGCUUUUUAUCAGUGACAUAACUCUUAGAAAUCAUGAAGUGGCUGGAUUUAUACGCAUUUUAACCACCAGUGAUAUUUGAUGGGUUCCCUUGUGAUGCAGUAUUUUCGCAGUAAAUCGGUUUUUUGGUCCCUACGUGAAUUUGUCAAGUGUUCCUGUGUAAAUCCAGCCGUGGUGUCUCGUCUUGGCGCCUUCUCCUGUCUCGACGUUCACUGUCCCGCAGUGUGAGGGAGUGUGUGCGCGUGCGUGUGUGUGUAUGUGUGUGUUCAUGUUGUUCUGCAUGGCUCCUCCGUGUGGCUCUCCAGUGACCUUUGGAGCCGUCGGAGCUUCUUCUAUCAGUGUUGACUUUAGCCUUCCAUUGCCUCUCUCCCUCUCUAGAUGUUGUAGCCUUAUUGUGUUUCACAGCUUCGUCGCUUAGCUGUGCAGACCUGAGUCGACUUGAAAUUCAUUCAUCUGCUGCAAAAAGCACGUGAAGUCGUUCGCAGGGCUGGGCGUCCGCCCCGGUGCAAGUGCGCCCUGUCGAGUAAAUGAAUGCAUUUCAAAGAGGAAAAGACGCAUGUCUGUUGCCGUGACUGUUGAGUUCUUGUUUCACCCGUGUGUAGAUCUUUCUACGGUAUUGUCAUUUGUUGAUGAUGCUAUCAUAAAGAAGACAUUGAGACAUUAGUGCAAUAACACCCUGACAUGACUGUUGAGUGCCGUCACCCUUGUGUCCAUAGAAAUAUGAUUGUUUAUCUGUUGAAACUUUCACAUUCCUUGAACUGGAGACACUUUCCAGGUUUUGACAGCAAGAAGCCACACUUACGCUCUGUUUUAAUCCAACUCUUGCUCGUUUCCUUCGGUCAGGUGUUCACACCAGUCCAAAAUGAACUAGAACUGGAUUAAAACAGACUAAAUUGUGCCAGUGUUAUAGCACCCUUUAAAAGUGGAAUAGUUUUUAAUAAAAGAGAACCUAGAGUUUCCAUUGGUCAGGUGUCCAACUCUUGCUCGUUUCCUUUGGUCAGGUGUUCACACCAGACCAAAACGAACUACAAUUGGAUUAAAACAGACCAAAUCUUGCCAGUGUAAGUUCCCUUUAAGAGUGGAAUAGUUUUGAACAAAACUAACUAAAACAAAACUGUUUUGUUUUGUUUUGCUUUGGUCAGGUGUCACUGUGUUCACAUGAGACCAAAUGAAACUAAAACUGGUUUAAAACAGACCAAAGGGUGUCACAGUGAAAGCACCCUUAGAAAAGUGGAUAGAAUUUGAUUUAAAAAUACUAAAUUGUACUAGUGUGGAACCAUCCUUUCAGAGUGGAAUAGCUCUGAGUAAAAGACAACUCGGGCGUUUUCCUUUGGUCAAGUUUGUCACCGUGUUCACACCAGACCACAACAAACUACAACUGGAUUAAAACAGACCAAAUCAUGCCAGUGUAAGCUCCCUUUAAGAGUGGAGUAGUUCUGAAUAAAUGCCAGCCUGGGUGUUUUCUUUUGGUCAGGUGUCACCGUGUUCACAUCAGACCAAAUGGAAGUAGAUCUGGAUUAAAACAGACAAACGGGUGUCAGAGUGAAAGCACCCUUAGAAGAGUGGAUAGAGCUGGAUUUAAACAGACUAAAUUGUGAAAGCACCUUCAGAAGAGUGCAAUAGUUCUGAAUAAAAGCCAGCUUGGGUGCUUUCCUUUGGUCAGGUGUGUCACUGUGUUCACACCGGACCAAAACAAACUAGAUCUGGCUUAAAACACAGUAAACUAUGCCGGUGUAAAAGCACCCUUUAAGACUGGAAUAGUUUUGAAUAAAAGUAUGAAAACAAAAGAGUGUUUUCCUUUGGUCGAGUGUCACUGUGUUCACAUCAGACCAAAUGGAACUAAAACUAGAUUAAAACAGACAAAAGGGUGUCAGUGAAAACACCCUUAGAUGAGGGGAUGGAAGUGGAUUAAAACUGACUAAAUAGUGGUAGUGUGAAAGCACCCUUUUAAGAGAAGAAUAGUUUAGAAUAAAAGACAACCUAGGUGUUUUCAUUUGGUCAGGUAUCAGUGUGUUCACAUCAGACCAAAAUGAAGUACAACUAGAUUAAAACCGACUAAAUCGUGCUGGUGUAAAAGUUAACAGUGGAAUAGUUCUGAAUAAGACAGCUUGGGUGUUUUCCUUUGGUCAGGUAUCAGUGUUUACACUGGACCUAAACGAUGUAGAACCGGAUUAAAACGGACUAAUGUGAACGCACCCUUUACGAGUGGUAUGGUUUGGAAUAAAAGACAGCCUGGAAAGCAUCCCGACCUGUCAGCUUAUGUCCCUUGUCAUGUUGCCAAUAAGUAACCUUAUCGUAUGUAUGAAUGUUUAUAUGUACGUAUGUAUGGAUGGAUGUACUGUAUGUACAGAUGGGUGACAAAAAAAAAAGAAUAAAACAGCCAAGAUAGGUAAUAAAUGCGGAUGUGUCUGGUAAUUAUUGAUGAAAAUAGUCACCCCAGCCGCUGUAAUUGUGUUAUUUAUUGUCACCACCAUGAUGGAAAUAGUAUAAAACGGUCCUUAAAAGAUGACUUUCAAGCUCGCCCCUGUCGCCUUACUGACGCGUCGAUCAUGUUGGUUGUAAACUUUCACUUGUCACCCAUCUGUAUGUGCCAUCUCAGGAGGGGUUUUUUUUGUACUAAAUUUAUUUAUUUAUUUUUUGGAGGCUCCAUAGCUACAGUAUAGUUGUACAAAAAAAAAUGUUUUUUGUUUUGUAGUGUGUUUAUAUUUGUAACGCAUUCGCGCUUUGCAUGAUCUGGUGACUGAUGAUGCUUUAUUUUAAUGUACAGAGUAAAAGUUAAUAAUAAAGGUGUGGCUCCAUCAUUCCAAGUCAAUGUCAUGCU